Messenger RNA from Suncus etruscus (white-toothed pygmy shrew), 694 nucleotides. RefSeq names its product chromosome 3 C4orf46 homolog (gene C3H4orf46). The record is from RefSeq and is a predicted model, not a curated record. Bases 103 to 426 code for a protein of 107 amino acids. Lineage: Eukaryota; Metazoa; Chordata; Mammalia; Eulipotyphla; Soricidae. The transcript has 2 exons.
UCUGGGCGCGAGCGGUUGAAAGACUGACUGGACUGACUGGCUGGCUGGCUGUGGGUGUCUUCACUCGCGAAGGUCUCGCGUCCGCCGCCCCGACUUCGCCCCAUGGCCGACCCCGAGCAGGCGCGGACUGGUUCGCUUCCUCCGUCGCCGCUGUCUUCUCCGGCGUGCCGGGACUCGGCCUCGGAGUCGUGCCCCGGCGUCGCCGCGAGUCUGGCCCGGCCGGUGCCGCCCCUGGACCCCCUGGAGGAAGUGGAGCUGCGGCUCGGAGACGCAGCAUUUUCAUUGACCAAGCUUGUUGAAGCCACAUCUGCAGUAUCAGCUCAAGUGGAAGCUCUUGCCUUGAAGUGUACAGAAAAUGCACGUUUCCUUAAAACCUGGCGGGACCUCUUGAAAGAAGGCUAUGAUUCUUUGAAGCCUGACAAGUAACUUCUCUGUGGACUAAUUCUUACUUCUUCAAGAUAUUUGCACACACACCAUAUUAUAGGAUAAUCUCUUGUUAGUAGUUUGUGUACACAGAAUAAAAAUAGUCUUGGUGUACUUCACUUUUAUGAAAGCAGAAUGCCAAUAUUUUUUAUGUUGGCCAAUAUUUAUCUUUAAAUAACACCUAUUUGAAACUUUCAGAGUUUUUUGUGAAAGUUACUUUAUUAGUAGCUAAUAUUAAAAAUGCCACACAGUGCUAGUUAUUGAAGGAAAU